This is a messenger RNA of Chlorocebus sabaeus (green monkey), 7009 nucleotides long. RefSeq names its product transmembrane protein 26 (gene TMEM26). The record is from RefSeq and is a predicted model, not a curated record. NCBI's taxonomy places the organism in Eukaryota, Metazoa, Chordata, Mammalia, Primates, Cercopithecidae.
UCCGCCCCCUCGUGAUGGGGAAGUUCUUGGGGACCUCACGGAGGCCCGGGGGCGGGGAUAGAGGACAGGGAUGGAGACUGGCCCCGAGAUUGGGAGGCGGGUGGGCAGCGCUGGAGAAUAACGCCCAGGAGCCAGGGCAGCGCAGCUACACACUCCCUGGAAAGCCCAGCCGUCUGGAAAAGCUGGGUUUGGAUUCGCCCCUCUUUGAAGAGUUCUCAGGAAGUUUGGGGGAGGGGCGAGCUGCGCACCAGCUCUACCGGCGUCGGGCGCUGAGGGUGAGAAGGGACCACAAGCAGCAGCAGGUCUCAGUGCUUGUCAUAUUCCUGCCCACGGGUGGGCUCCGGGCGCGCCCGGCAGGGUCCUGGGGGCGCAGGCAAGGGGCCGUAGGCAGAGUGCGCGGGCCAGCAUGGAGGGGCUGGUCUUCCUCAACGCCCUGGCCACUCGGCUGCUGUUCGUGCUGCACUCGCUGGUCGGGGUCUGGCGAGUGACCGAGGUGAAGAAGGAGUCGUGGUACUGGCUGCUCGCGCUGCUCAACCUCUUGCUCUUCCUGGAGACUGCGCUCACCCUCAGGUUCAAGCGCGGCAGAGGCUACAAAUGGUUUUCGCCAGCCAUAUUUUUAUAUCUGAUUAGCAUCGUUCCAUCAUUAUGGCUUCUUGAAUUGCACCAUGAGACCCAGUAUUGCAGUAUCCAGGCUGAAGGAACAUCACAGAAUAUCAGCAGAAAAGAAGUCUUCAAUCAAACAUUGACUUCCAAUGAACAAAUCAGUAGAGCUGAUGAUCUCAUUGAGACGGCCAAAGUAUUUGUUAAUAACUUAUCUACAGUUUGUGAGAAAGUUUGGACAUUGGGACUCCAUCAAACAUUCCUGUUAAUGCUAAUAAUUGGAAGAUGGCUUUUACCCAUUGGAGUCGGGAUCACUCGAGAUCAACUCUCUCAACUUCUUCUUAUGUUUGUGGGGACAGCGGCUGACAUACUGGAAUUCACAAGUGAGACCCUAGAAGAACAAAAUGUGAGGAAUAGCCCUGCACUAGUCUAUGCCAUCCUUGUUAUAUGGACUUGGAGCAUGCUGCAGUUUCCACUUGACCUGGCAGUACAGAACGUCGUUUGCCCCGUGUCUGUGACAGAGAGGGGAUUCCCCAGCCUGUUCUUUUGCCAGUACAGUGCGGAUCUGUGGAACAUCGGAAUCAGCGUCUUCAUACAAGAUGGCCCCUUCCUUGUGGUGCGUCUCAUACUGAUGACCUAUUUCAAAGUGAUCAAUCAGAUGCUGGUGUUCUUUGCAGUGAAGAACUUCCUCGUGGUGGUGUUGCAACUCUACCGCUUGGUGGUGCUGGCAUUGGCAGUCCGUGCUUCAUUGAGAAGUCAGUCAGAAGGCCCGAAAGGAGAACAUGGUUGCCGGGGACAGACCUCUGAGAGUGGGUCCUCUCCGCGGGACUGGCAGAGCGAGUCUAAGGAGGGCCUGGCUAUUCCUUUGCGGGGCUCCCCAGUCACCGACGAUUCCCAACCCACCCCUUAGUUAUUGAUUGACAGGGGUCUGCGGCUAGAACCUGACUCCCCGGUUCUUCUUAUAGGGAGGAUCCUUCUUCUCCCCCAGCCUUGGCAUAUAAUAAUUUUCAAAAGAACAGCAUAAAAAGGUGAUCUUAAACCAAAGCUGAGGAAUUUUCUUUUUUUCAACUGAAUAGAAGGAACUUUGAUUAGUGACUAUUGCUACAACUUCUGUGUGAUGGUAUCAGAUGUUAUAGUUGUUCAACGACUAAGUGAUUUGUUUGUCUUGAACUGUUUGAAAAGCUGUGGAAGGGGUUACAGUGACAUGCCCUCGAAAGAUUUAGUGCAGACGAACUGUCGCGGCUGUUACCUGAAAAUAGAGAAGCUUUGAACUUUGGCUCCAUUGUCAGACUAUUUCGUCUGAUCUUUUCUGCAAUGUCCCUGUGACAUCAAAAAAUGUACAUUCAGUGAAUGCAGAACAAAUGAAGGGAAAAGUGCCUUUAAAAUUACCUCACUGUGGGCUGGAAGCAGCGAAAAUCUCUGCCCAGCUUCCGUAUCAUAGAGAGCCUUAUUCAUCACUGCACAGGCCUUUCCAGGAAAAUCAUUUUUCUGGGCUGAUGUUGCAUUCUGUCAUGGCGCAUAUGCUCUUACAGAGAUUUUAUUGCUUUUGGCUUGGGUGCUACAAAAUUCACAGCAAGUCAUUUUGGUUACAUAUCUACUGGUUGCAAGGCAGGAAAUACUGGUGAAAUGCUAGCAAAGUCACAAUUUCUACUCUGGACAUGAUUUGCACUGUUCGUCAGUAUUUUUCUGAACCCUACUUUACCAUUUUCUAUAUUGCCAAGCUGAAUCACGUGGGCUGAUGCAGGGAAGCUCUGAAGCGGUGAAUAAAGGUGUUUCGGGCCCUGUAAGUGUUACCAUGGUUUCUGGUGUCUGCCAGCAGUAGCGAACAAAGCUGCAGCUUCUCUGAACCGCCACUAUUGGAGGCGGCCUUUGGUCUCAGGGAACAUAGUGAUGGAGGCUUGCAUCAGCCCCACCCAGGGCCAACAGCCCUUGUGGAGUGACGGGAGUCGGAACCUGCCACCCCAUUGUGGGAAUCCGGCAAUUCGCUUUAUUUUCUUGUAUUAAGACUUCAUUUUCCCAGUAUUGAAAUAGCCAUACUUUUCCUUUACAUACCUCUAUACUUUCCAGAUGGAGGUGAUUCAGAACCUUUUAAAGUGAUUUUUGCUUUUAAAGAUACAGUGUGAAAAUGUGCUCGGGUGUAUAGCAGUAAUUACAUGAUGCAAGCAGUUCCAAAACUGUUCUUUUAGGUUCAAAACCUAAUUCCCCCGGAUGAGUAUACUCGAGAAUUCAGAGAGACAUUUAAGGUGGGGUAUGCCCUUAAUUUGGUAUGACAACCAGUUGGGACAAUUUUAUCUGUAACUCUCUGGGUAAGAUGAUACCUAUUAGCAACAUUUUCUACAAACUUUUAUGCACAAAUUCUGUUUUUAUACAGUGUCAUGCAUGUUUUCUUGCAAAUGGCUUCUUCAGCAUCAUUGUCAUAUGUUUUUAUUUCUUUCUUCCUUGUGCUUCUAAUUUUAACAAUAUAAUGACUAUAAAAUGACACACGGAACCAAUGGAAUACAUUUAUGAUUUUCCAUAAUAAUUUUAUGAAAGUUAAGAUCAAGAAAUUAUAUGUAUAUGAAGUAAAGCACUUGACAACUUUUAAGGGCAUGUUAUUUAAAGUGCUCAGCAGUUGAAAGCAAAAUAAUAACUGCUAUUUAUAAAAAUGCCUCAGCAGAAUCUGUUUUUAUGUUGACUGCUUUAUGUUGAAUAUUUUCUUCCACAACAUGUAUGUGCUGCUUAUUAUUGCAGAUUUGCUCAUGGCAUACUUUUCAUGUUUUAAUUUUUUUCUUCCAGCAAAACAAACACUGAGGCCCUAAAAAUAGAUAAAGUAUAAAGUAGUACGGCUGUUGCAAGGAUAUUUUUAAAUGCUUUCAAAUCUCAGACUUGGCUUGGCUUCGUGAAUGAGUUUCUAGUGUUUAAAUUAAAGUAUUUUGUAAUUAGCACUCCUCGUGGGCUUGAGAAAUAAAAAGCCUGUCCAAAGUCUAGCUUUAUUUAGAGGGUCAGGAAGUCAAAGAGCACCCAGGACCAUCUUGGCAAAUAAUAGUGGCAAAAAUAGACCCAGGUUCUGCAAGGUUUUCCAGGAAAAUCUGCUUGGGGCAGCAUUUGUUAACCUAGCUGCCAGUACUCCCACUCUCUUAGACUGGCUGCUUUUAUAGUAGGAAAAAAAGAUCUGCAUUUGCUUAGUUUAUUUGAAAGAAAGCUCUAAACCUAGGUUAUAUAUUAGCCAUUCCUAAGAUUCCUGAUUAAAUAUUAUAAAUUUAUUCAGUUAAUUGUCAUUUUUAAUGUAGACUGCUAAAUACUGUAAUGUUUCAAAACAUCGAAGUGUUUGUUAUAAAGUGGCUAGAACAUCAAUUACCUCCCAUGUGUGGACACCCUGGGGCUUGUUUACAUUUUAUUUGUAAUAAGAUAACUGACUCACAACACCUGUAUAAUGUGAUGCAAGCCAUCCUCUCUAUCAUAACCCCUCCCCCAGACACACAACAGGUCAGUCCCCAACCCCUGAAGAAAGUGGCUUAUUUGAGGUUGUUGGUGCUGUUAUUAUUAUUGCCAUAGUUGUUAUUUAGUUGUUUGAUUAAAGCUCAGUCAAAUGUCCUUCCUAAAAUCGUAUCAUUCCACUUGUGAAAGAAAACACAGUAUGCAUGUUUCAAUGAUAACUGUGCGGAAACACACCUCAUCAUCAUCUUGUGGGUUUCCUUUGCCCUUACUGGAUGACUCUCAGAGGACAUGACUUGACGUAGUAAUAGUAGUAAACUCUCCUUAUCUUUCAUUAUUCUUUUAAUUUUUAUUUGAGCUGUUUCAAUAGCAUAAUAAAAUAAAAUUUUGAAUUGGCCAAUAAUAUUCUUUAUAAUCUUCCAGUGAAGAGUCUGAUACAAAUUUUCUCUUGGCUGUGUUGUAGUUCCACUAACAAAUAGCACUUCAGGCCUCAUAGAACCAUAUAGAUAUGGCCAAGGAAUAUCAGGAUUCACUCUUAUAAUACUAAUUAUUAACUCAUUAUUUAAUUGAACAUUUUCAAAGCUCUGGAAAGGCAUGCAUUUGUAGGUGCACAUGCUUUAAGAUUUCUAUGCAUCUUUCAGAUUUGAAUGUAAUAAUGUUUGGCAUUUGAUUCUUGAUAAUUCUUAACCAACUUUUUCUGUUAAAAGAGAGAAAGAAUUGCAAAUGCCAAGCAUCUGUCCACUGUAGCCCUCCUCCAAUGCCAAGAAAGAGGGAUGGUGACGUAUACUACAGCGACACAAAUGAAAAACCAAACAGUCUUGAAUUACAAGAAAAAAAGGGGAUUGUUAUUUUUUUUUCUAAUUUCAGACUUUGCUUUUUACUUACUGGAAUUCUGAUUUGCUCUCAGAAACAUCUGAUUUGGGGUUAAACUAGGCAGAUGGAGGAUGUUUACAGCUUUGAGGCUUCAAAUAAGUUUCCAUAUGCAGGGAGUAGCUUUAAACAAUGUUUGAAUAAUUAACUGCUACAGUCUUAUAUUUUAUGUGUAUCUAUUUCAUCCUCUGACUCUUUCUUACUAGAAUACCAUUUAAGAAUAUUUUCUCUGCAGUAUUCAUAUUUAUACUAUUUUGCUAUGAGUGGCCUUUGUAUUUUAUUAUAUGCAUUAAAUAGUGUGUGCACAACUUUAUCUUAAUGUGGAUUCUUUUGCUGGUUUUUCAUGUCUUUGUUCUCUACUGCAAUUCAUUUCCUUUAUGGUUUUUAAGCUCUGGUUUAAAAAAUAAAACUGAUCUAUUUAGAAUAUGAUUAAGGUGGCAUUUCAAACCAGUGAGGAAAGGCUGACCAAUUUUACAAAUGAUGUUGGGAAAUUUUGCAAUCCAUCUGGAAAAAAUAAAGUUAGAUUUUUAUCUCCUGCAAUAUAUAGAAAUAAAUUCCAGAUGGAUUAAAGAUGUAAAUGUAAAAUGAAAACUAUAAAUAUUAGAAGAAAAUAUGCAGUCUGUCUUUAGCCUGUGGGGGACGGGAACGAUCUUCUGAAACAAGACAUGAAACUCAGAAGCUACAGAAGAAUUGACAGAUUUUUCCUACAUAAAAGCUUAAUGUUUCUCAGUGGCAAAAGCUAUCAUAAAUACAUCACUCUUAUUUUCUUUUCUGGAGAAAGGAGUCAGAGAAAUCAGACAAGAGAAAUGAGAGGUAUAGAAAUUGGAAAGAAGGAGCCAAAUUUAUCAUUUAUUUAUAGAAGACUGAGUCUUGAACAUCCAAGGAAAACAUAUUAAACCUAAGAAACUUAAGGAUAAUCUGAAAUCACACACAAAAAUCAAUAGCUUUUCUACAUACAAAAUCACAUAGAAUAUAUACUUGAAGAAGAUACUUCCUUUGCAAUAUAAACUAAAUCUAUAAAGUACAUAGGAAUAAACUUGGGAAAUGUAUAAGAUCUAUGUGAAGAAAACUUAAAAAUGAUUGUGAGGGCCAUAUAUGAAUAAUUUAACAAAAAGAAAGACAUUAUUUUAUGGGGAUUGGUAAGAAGCCUUGAUUUCUUUUUUUAAAAGUUUCGAUUUUCCCUAAAUUGAUCUAUAAAUAGAUCAAGUAGCACAAUCUUCAUCAUGCUAUCAACAAGAUAUUAAUUUUUUUGUGACUGCCCAAGUUGAUUCUAAAGAUUUCAUGAUAAAAUAAGCAUGAAAGAAUAGUUAGAAAAUACCAAAAGAGAGUUGAAAAAUGAGAGAGAUAUUUCAAUAUAUUUACAUAUAUUAUACAACUACAAUAACCAAGAGAAUUUGGUUCUGGAAUAUGAAUAAGCAGGCCAAAAAGCUGAACAGAAUAAGUUUAAUAAAUAGACUGAGCUACACAAGGGAUUCUGAUAUAUGAUAAAUCAUGGGUGGGGUAAAAUAUUAUAAAUGGUUUAGGUUUUGGAAAAUAUUAAAUUAGAGCCUUACCUCAAUCCUUAUGUCCAAAACAUUUCCAGGUAGAUUAAAUAACUAAACAUUUAAAAUAAAAUAAGCACAGAAAACUUUGUUUUUAUAAUUGCGAUGGUGAGAAUGCUUUUUGAGCAUGAUAUGAAAUGAGACACCAUAGAAGAGUCAUAAAUUUCAGCUCAUAAAAUUAAAAAUUUUAGCACUGUAAAAAUACCAUAAGCAAAUUCAAAUGUUGAACAACGAACUGAGUUAAUUUGUUUGCAAGAAAUAUAACAAGGCAUUAGUUUUCUUAAUGAACAAACCGUUCUUACAAAUAAGAAAAAAAAGUCACUGAAAAAAUGAGCAAAAGACAUAAGUGUAUGAUUAACUGCAAAAGGAAUAGUUGAAGAAAUGCAAAUCAAACCACAAUGAAAUACCAUUUUUCAAAUGCAGACUCAACUGCAGGGUAACCAUUUUUCACUUAGUUGGUUGGCAAAGACCCAAAAGUUCUUUAGAAUGCUGUAUUAGAGGGGAACAAGGAAAGUAGGCAUUCUUAUUCAUAGUUAGUGAGGGUGUAAAUUGGUACAACUCCUUUGUAAGACAAUUUGGCAACA